AUGGCGCUGGUCCAGUCUCUCCCCGUGUCCAUUGACCAUCCUGGACCAGGCCUGGACCCGCGCCUCCAUCCCGCCUCGCCUCCUCUGAUGGGAGCGAUGGGUGCCGUCAGCAGCGUGAUGCAGAGCCACGUCACUUAUCCCGACCGGGCAAACAUAGAGGUCAGCACCAACUUCCGUAAGGGCACUGGCUCUGGGCGCCUGCUGGCGAAACCUCGCAGAGGAAGCCGGACUCCGUCCAGCAAGAGGAGGGCCAUGGCCGGACGAGCCAAAGGCUUCGGGACUCGCUCGUAUUCACACGAGGACUUGAUAAGAGACUGGAACGACAAUCACUUGGAGCUGGCUUCCACUGGAGGAGACGGACCUCCCAAACUGGUUCCAGUGUCUGGACAAUUAGAAAGAAACGUUCAGCAGGCCAUAAUCAGACCCACUGCCUUCAAACCCGUGGUCUCGGGCCGGAACAGGCUUCAGUACCUGUCCUCGCUGCUCGGAGCCGGCCUGUCGGGCAGCCAGGGAAACCUCAGCACGUUUUCUCAGAAGACGGCGACGGUGUCCGUGACGACGGAGCGGCGCAGCUCUUACAGCGGAGCUCGAAACGCUUUGUUCAGUCAGUCCUUCACCCUGACGGACACGGCCCGGCACUCCCUGACCAACCUCCAGAGCGAGGCCGAAAACAACGGACACUCCAACUCCGACAGCGGCCGCUCCUCGUCCAGCAAGAGCUCGGGUCCCUGAGCGGCCGGGCCCGCUGCUGACCGACCCGCCGACCCGCCGCCCGUCCAGGCCUACGAGACCAUCGUCAGAGACCUGGAGGACAAGCUGAGGGACAGAGACCUGGAGCUGCAGCGGCUCCGAGACAACCUGGACGAGAACGAAGCGGCCAUCUGUCAGGUGUACGAGGAGCGUCAGAAGCGCACCGAGCUGGAGAUAGAGGAGUUCAGGCAGACCUGCGCCGCUAAGAUGCAGAAGGCGUCUCACAAGGCUCAGCGCGAGCAGCAGCUCCUGCAGCUCCAGGUGUUUCAGCUGCAGCAGGAGAAGAAGAAGCAGCAGGAGGACAUGAACCAGCUCCUGCAGGAGCGUCAGAGGCUGGAGGAGCGCUGCGCCUCCUUCGAGAGAGAACACACUCAGCUCGGGCCCAGGCUGGAGGAGACCAAGUGGGAGGUGUGCCAGAAGUCUGGGGAGAUUUCUCUGCUGAAGCAGCAGCUGAAGGACCUGCAGGCCGAUCUGGCGCAGCGCGUCGGAGAGCUGGUGACGUUACGAGGACAGCUGCGAGAGGUUCGAGGCGAGCUGCAGACGAGUCAGAUUCAGCUGCAGGAGGCGCUCGCAGGCUCUCGCACGCGGACGCUGGAGCUGGAGGUCUGCGAGAACGAACUGCAGCGCCGCAAGAGCGAGAACGAGCUGCUCCGGGACAAAAUGAGCCGUCUGGAAGAAGAGUCGUCUCACCUGCGGCUGAGCGCCGGCGACGCCGACGAACUCCAAGCCUCCAAGGAGCAGGCGGAGCGGCUGAGGGCGGAGCUGGCUGAGCGCCAGAGCUCGUCCCAAUCGGGCGCGGCGUUCGAGAGCGAGAGGAAGAGCUGGGAGGAGGAGAAGGACAAAGUGAUUCGCUAUCAGAAACAGCUGCAGCAGAACUACGUGCAGAUGUACAAAAGAAACCGAGAUCUGGAGCGCGCCCGACAGCUCAGCCUCGAGCUGGAGUCACGAGAACAGGACGACGACAGCAGCGGAACGGUCACCUUCGACGACGUCGCCGCCACCGAGAUCUGAAACACGCCCUGCUUAAAGAUGGCGUUGGAGCUUUAAUCGCAUCCAAAAUUCACCUUUUGUCCAUGCAUCAUGUGUGCGUGUACUGUGUAUAUAUAUAUAUAAAUAAACACAUUUCUGUGAUAUAUAAAGAUAGUUAACAUAUAACGCUUUCUCUUAAAUGUCACUCUGGAGCACAAGGGUGGGUUUUUUGAUGAAUGAGCUGAACUAUACACAGUACACGCAUAUGUUCUUGUUUUGGAUGUGGUUUGACAGCAUCGUUGUGUUUUUGACACACGGCAGUGGAGUGAGGGAGAAAGUCAAGUUUCAAACCCCGUGUAAUGCACUGAACGCCGCAAACAAUACAGUCAUGUUACAGUGCGAGGGGAUCUACGUGAGUCACGUGACCCAGUAAUCUUCAUCAAAUCAGUCAUUUUGGGCACACCGUUCGCAAACUCACAGAAGUGCACUUUUGUGUCAUUAGCUACGUUUUCAUCCGGCGUCGCUAAUUAAUCUUGGAAUAUCGCAUAAAAAUUUUUGGUGCAAAUAAAUCGUUUGGGACACAAUCAUGCGAGUUCCACCAAAUCACUCAGACUUCAGCUCAUGUGGGUGUUUGGUGCCAUGCAAAAAAAAUUCAAUUAAUGUUGUGGAAAUAAAGUCAUAGCACUGUAAGAUUUAAGCCAAAAUACUUUGAGAAUAAAGACAAAAACCCUGAACUAAUAG
Molecule: messenger RNA, 2460 nt
Organism: Puntigrus tetrazona (Sumatra barb)
Lineage: Eukaryota; Metazoa; Chordata; Actinopteri; Cypriniformes; Cyprinidae
Gene: lzts2b
Product: leucine zipper, putative tumor suppressor 2b
Biological process (GO): negative regulation of canonical Wnt signaling pathway
Source: RefSeq, a predicted model, not a curated record